Molecule: messenger RNA, 2571 nt
Organism: Gordionus sp. m RMFG-2023
Lineage: Eukaryota; Metazoa; Nematomorpha; Gordioida; Chordodea; Parachordodidae
Product: hemocyte protein-glutamine gamma-glutamyltransferase-like
Exons: 20
Coding region: 34-2334 (766 amino acids)
Biological process (GO): peptide cross-linking
Molecular function (GO): protein-glutamine gamma-glutamyltransferase activity
Source: RefSeq, a predicted model, not a curated record
UUUAAAAGAAACGAAUAUUAUUUCCUGGAAGAAAUGUCUAACAACUUCAGAAACGAUGACGAAAUAAAUUUCUCAUUCGAUAAAGAUAACGAUAGAAGAGAUUUCAGAUGGCCUAAUGAUAUAACCGCUGAUAAUAGAGAGCAUAAUGCGAAUAGAAGGGCAAACUUAAAUCCACACAGACCGGAAGUAAAUUAUCCUACAAGAGAUUUAUACCCAAGACGUGCCCCGCCACAAGGAAUAAAUGAUAUAACCAACGUAGACCUAUCAGUGAGAGCUAACACUGAUUUACACAGAACCUCCAAAUUCGAUAUAGUUCGGAGAGAAGAAGUAUUGGUAGUUAGGCGUGGACAAGCUUUUACGAUUCUAAUUUCUUUCAAGGAAAAUUUCGACCCCAGACGGCACGGGAUCAAAUUCGUUUUCGACCUAGGACCGAGUGCCAACAUAAUCAACGGAACAAAACAGGUUAUUGAGGUUGAAGAUGAGACGUUACCCGUAAAGCAAUGGGGAUGCCGAAAUAAAUCCAUCCAAGGAAACCGGGUUUGGGUGGAGUGUUUGGCAGCCCCAAAUACUUCAAUAGGUAUGUGGAUACUUUCGAUCGUGUCUACAUCUCUAGCUGAUGCUGCUAAUUUUUAUAGGAGAGAAAUAGUUUUUAAAAUAAAUAAACCUAUCUUCAUUCUGUUCAAUCCUUGGUGCAAAGAGGACUCGGUAUUUUUCGACGAUGAUGAAUGGCGUGAGGAUUCCGUGUUGGGAGAUGUGGGCAAAAUUUGGAUGGGAACAUCGAAGGACAAGCACUCACGUAUGUGGAGUUAUGGACAGUACGAAGAGAACGUGUUAAGUUGCGCUUUUUUGGCUCUCGAUAUGACUAGAUUGCCCCACCAACGCAGAAAUAAUCCAAUAGAAGUGUGCAGAGCUAUAUCAGCGAUAGUGAAUUCUUUAGAUGGGGAUAGGGGUAUUGUGGAAGGCAAUUGGUCUGGAAAUUAUAGGAACGGAAUUAAUCCCACUGAUUGGCAAGGUUCGACACAAAUAAUGCAAAAAUACUACAAGACUAGGAAUUCGGUCAAAUAUGGUCAGUGUUGGGUCUUCGCCGGAGUAACCACGACAAUUCUAAGAGCCCUUGGAAUACCGUGUAGAACCAUCACCAAUUUCAAUAGUGCCCACGAUACAAAUAAGAACCUUGUGGUUGAUGUAAUUUACAAUGAAAGGAUGGAGAUUCAGGAAGAAAUUAGCCCUGAUUCUAUAUGGAAUUAUCAUGUUUGGAAUGAAUGCUGGAUGACAAGACCAGACCUGCCUUCAGGUUAUGGAGGUUGGCAAUUGUUGGAUUCUACCCCUCAAGAAAUAAGCGAAAACGUUUAUAGAUGUGGCCCAGUGUCUAUAAAAGCUAUAAGAAACGGAAACGUAGGCUUACAAUACGACACUGGUUUCGCGUUUGCGGAAGUAAAUGCUGAUAUUGUCUCGUGGAUUCUCACUAGAAGGAACAACGGAAAGCCAACUUUUUUAUAUAGGGAUGAACAUAAGAUUGGCCAAUUUAUCAGCUGCGUCAAACCAAAUUCCAUUUCCAAUGUGGAUGAUGAUCGACUCGAUAUAACAAACGAUUAUAAACCAGAAGAGAGUGCUAGAGAGGAUAAUGAUUCAGGUUUGAGAGCACUAUCAAGGAGUUCUUUCUCGGAGUCUUACGGAAGUUCUAAUAAAGAUGUUGAAUUCACCCUAGUGGAUUUAGUCAAUGUUCGCUUAGGUGAAAAUUUAGCUAUCAUAUUGAAAAUGUUAAAUUUAACGAAUUCUCAACGAACUUUGACAAUCUCUUUACAUCUAUAUUCCGUUUAUUAUACUGGUAUUAGACAUAAAAAGAUUAAGUCAGCUCAAUUCGAAAAUGUACCUCUAAAUGGAAGAGAAAGUAGAGAUAUUUCAAUGGAAAUACAAGCCGAAGAUUACCUGGAUUAUAUUAAGGAUGGAUGCUAUUUUCACAUGACAUGUAUGGCUGUAGUUAGUGAGACCAAUGAAGUCUUUUCAAGCGUCGACGACUUCAUCAUAUCUAUGCCCACCAUUAAUAUAAAGGUAGAAGGCCUGCCAUUGAAAUUGAAUAAACAGUCCUCUAUAAAAGCUAGCUUUGUUAAUCCCCUCAAAAAAACUCUCAGAAAUUCUAAAUGGAUCUUAGAGGGACCUGGAAUCAACAAGCCUAAAGUGAUUGCGAGCAGAGAUAUCCCAGGAUCAAGUCUAGCUAUGUUGGAAGCUAAUAUAACACCUCGAGACACUGGGAAUAAAACCAUAUUAGUUAGUUUUAGUUCCUCAGAUUUGAAUGAUAUCGAGGGUUACCUGCAUGUCAGCGUUAUACAAUGAAUAAUAAUUUGGAGUAGGCUUAUGAAUUAAAUGUGCCGAAUUUCUUAUUUUUUUUUAUUAUAAUUUAUCGGAUCGAGAGAUUAUACGAAUUAUAUAUAGAUUUUGAUUUAAUUUCAACAUCAAAAUUACUUAUUGAAACAUAAAUUUAAUUAAGUUCCUCGAUACCAUAUAAUAUGCCUCUUAUAUAAAUCAAUAUUUUCCUCUCUCAAAUGUUGUAAAACACCAAAAAAAUGAUAU